AUGCCGACAAAAGCGAAGAUCAAGGUCAACGGGAAUGCUCCAAGCAAGGAGUCUCUGCUGAGCGAAAGAUCCAUGAAGUUUUAUGAUGGCACAUAUAGGUGGAACACUGAUGGCUUUGAGGACGACACAGGUGUUUUCCAGGCUUGGGGGUACGACGACCAUAACCGGCCGCCCACUCCGAAUCCACCUAACUUCAGUGAUGCUGAGGAUGAGGAUGAAGCCAAACCGAACGACCAGGAAGGCUCCACGAAUGCCAGCAUGGUCAGAGUCCCUCACGGACCAUUGAUGGCCAACUACUCCCAAGCACUCGUUACAAAGGACUCUCUCUACAGCCACGGACACUACCUACCGUUGCUUUCUGAUGAGGCUUUGCUGAAAUCUAGCUCACGGCCUGCUGCACCUUCUGUCGAAGUGGGAGGGCAGAGCUUCUCUAGGACAGAGCUGCGCCGUGACAUCUUCCUGGAAAAGUCGGAGAGUGAUAGGCAGAGGCUCAUAGGACGAUUGGAGGGCAUUCAUAUUGGUCACUUGUAUGCGGGCAAUGGCCUCACACUUCAAGAAUCUUACAACAUAGUCGGGGUGGACUAUCCGGACGAGAUUAUCGACACCAUCACCAAGGGGAGACCGGACGUUGCUGCUUCACCUCAAUCUGUAUCGUCGAGUGACUUGUCGGAACCACCUUCCGAUAUUGACGAAGCUCAUCCACCUAGUCUGUUGGGCAACCUGCAACUCGACACUGCGCUUCAAACCAAGAAUGCUUCGAUGUCGAGCGGCCCAGAUCCGCAGUCUGCCACUUCCGCAGAUUCCAUCCCAUUGAUUCAAAAUCGCCGAGAUAGCGGAUUUGACGAGCACCUGCAAAGAGCAAAAGAUGCAAGGAAAUCACGUCCGAAAACACGUUCUCAUACAAUUGCGACUCAGGACGACGCGGGAUCGGACUCGGACUAUGCGCCCGAGGAUGGCAAGGGAGAGAAGAAGCGGAAGAAGCGGCCGAGGAAGAAGCAGACAGAGAAGGGAAGUCGAGCGAAGAAGGGCAGUACGAGACAAGACCCUCCAGAGGCAGGAUCGAUUUCACCGUUGUCCUCCGUCCCUGCUAUGAGCCGAAAGCGAUCUUCUCGUCAGGCGAAGCAGAAGACACGCUAA
Molecule: messenger RNA, 1137 nt
Organism: Aaosphaeria arxii CBS 175.79
Lineage: Eukaryota; Fungi; Ascomycota; Dothideomycetes; Pleosporales
Exons: 2
Coding region: 1-1137 (378 amino acids)
Source: RefSeq, a predicted model, not a curated record